Tinamus guttatus (white-throated tinamou) is the source of this 930-nucleotide messenger RNA. NCBI's taxonomy places the organism in Eukaryota, Metazoa, Chordata, Aves, Tinamiformes, Tinamidae. The record is from RefSeq and is a predicted model, not a curated record.
AUGCCUCUCCCGUGCGCAGAGGCUGAUGCUGCCCUGCGCCAGCUGCAGGACGCCCCGCUGGGCGCUCUGACCGUCUAUGUGCUCCCUGAAACCUCCUCGCUGCUCCCUCAGGCAGGGAGAGCGCUGCGCUCCCGGCCCCGUGCCCAGCGUGGCCCCGUGCGCCGGGGAAGGGCUUCCACUGUCCCUCUCGCUGCAGGCUCCAGCGCUGCCUCCCUCUAUCCCGUGCUGAACUUCCUGCUGUACGUGCCGGAGCGCUCCCACUCCCCUCUGUAUAUCCAGGACAAGGACGGAGCCCUGGUGGGCACCAAUGCCUUCCACAGCCCGCGCUGGGGUGGCAUCAUGGUUUACAACGUGGAGGGCCCUGCUGCUCCCCAGGCGUCGCUCCCGCUGCGCGUGGACGUGGACAUGGUGCGAGUGAUGGAGGUGUUCCUGGCGCAGCUCCGGUUACUGUUUGGGAUUUUGCGGGAAGAGCUGCCGCCGGAGUUCCUGAUGGAGAGUCCAGGGAAUGAGGGACUGGCUGACUGGGAGCUGGAUCGCCUGCUCUGGGCCCGCACUGUGGAGAACAUUGCCACCGUUUCCACCACCUUGACCUCGCUGGCCCAGCUGCUGGACAAAAUUGGGAACAUCGUCAUCAAAGAUGAUGUUGCCUCUGAGGUAUACCGAGCGGUGGCUGCAGUGCAAAGUGCCAUGGAAGAGCUGGCCCUGGGCCGCCUCCGCUCAGCCUUCCAGGCCAGCAAGGAGGCCAUCACCUCCUCGGAGCGGGCCUUCUUUGACCCGUCCCUCCUCCAUCUCCUCUACUUCCCCGAUGACCAGAAAUUUGCCAUUUACAUCCCGCUUUUCCUGCCCAUGGCUGUACCCAUCCUCCUGUCCCUGGCCAAGAUCCUCCGUGAGGCCAGGCAGCGCAAGAAGGAUCCCACCAAGACGGACUGA